Messenger RNA from Maniola jurtina (meadow brown), 1005 nucleotides. RefSeq lists its product as uncharacterized. NCBI's taxonomy places the organism in Eukaryota, Metazoa, Arthropoda, Insecta, Lepidoptera, Nymphalidae. The transcript has 2 exons. The coding region runs from base 80 to 943 and encodes 287 amino acids. The record is from RefSeq and is a predicted model, not a curated record.
AUUGUUUUGGUAUGGUAAAUGGUGGAUUUCAUAACUUCAUUUCGAUUUUUGUGUAUUUUUUCUCAUUUCUAUAAUUAAAAUGAGCGUGUCACGCCUAAAUUCUUCGUUCAAUUCUUCGACGACAUCUGAGUUGAGUGAAUUAAAGACUGUGGUAGGUGAAGAGGUGUUAAAAGUAAGAGAUUACGUGAAGAAUUUGUUAAGAUCUCGUAUUUUCUUGGGACGUUACCUUGAAAGGAGACUUGCUGACGAGCGUGUCGGUUACCGGGAUAUUGUAAAACUCAGCCCAGCGGAAGUAGAAUUAAAAAGGGAUUUAUUGGAAGCACAAUAUAAGCUACAGAAAAUAUGCCCAAAAGGGCAGUGGAUCGGCAUUUCUGACUCUGAAGCUAUAGGGCAUUCAACAGGCAUAUGUAUCUGGACAGAAAUCGACAACCAGCCGUUCGGACUGUUUUGGUUUCAAAUUAAAAGUGUUAAAUACCUAGAUUAUGAAGUUAUUAUCACAUUGAAAUGCAUAAGGCACAUAACUGACGCCUUCUUGGAAGCGGAGCCCAUAUUGUUGGGAUGUGUUGAAAAACCUAUUGAAGCGAAACUCAAUGAAACUGCAAAUGAAAUAGUUUUUUGUUUAAAAAAUGCCUUUACACUAAACAGUAUAAAAGAGUUCAUAACAUUCAUUUUUGCCUUUAUCAUAGCUAUAUUUACAGGAAGUAAUGCAUUUGUUCAAUUCCUAGGUAACUUUGUAUUAGCUUUAGUUCGAGAAUUGUCAAAUCUGAUUACAAAAUCUACUCCUCUCAUUUUGGGGUGCUUAGAUUUCUUUAGUAAGAUUGUUGGGGGUUUUUAUAUUUUGAUUGCAAUGAUAUUCAGGCCUAGUAACCCUAAUCCAUUGAAGAAGCGAACAAUUGGUUAUGAUAGGCCUCAACAAAGGUAUGAUGAUAGAAAUUUUGACUGAAUUUAUUUGUUACUGCAAGAAAUCAGUUUAUAUUAUGGCAUUCUUAUAUCUUCAAAUCUGGG